Messenger RNA from Lycium barbarum (goji berry), 966 nucleotides. RefSeq lists its product as uncharacterized. Lineage: Eukaryota; Viridiplantae; Streptophyta; Magnoliopsida; Solanales; Solanaceae. The transcript is spliced from 3 exons. The record is from RefSeq and is a predicted model, not a curated record. Bases 1 to 966 code for a protein of 321 amino acids.
AUGGACAAAAAUUGGGGCCUCAAUGAUGGCGAUGCCGUUAAGAUUGCUAUAUUAUAUUUCAUACAUACGUAUAUCUUGUCCAAUGAGAAGAAUGCUACAAGGAUACCAAGGCUACAUUUUGAAUUGGUGGAGACUGGUAGAUACAGAGAUUUCCCAUGGGGUAAGUUAGCAUUCCGCGAUUUGAUCAAAAGUGUCAGCCAGAAGAUGACUGUUGAGAAAAAGUUUUAUAGGCUUCAUGGAAUGCCCCUUGCCAUGCAAGUAUGGUUGUACGAGUGUUGUUCAUGUGUUGACAACACUCUUGCAGUUAAGUCGGGUUACAACAUCCCCAGAAUUCUUAAUUGGAGGACCAUAGAAAGCCAACCAACUUUUAAAGACCUGAUGGACGACAUGUUUAAAGAAGAUAACAACCCGGAUAUGCAUUCAUUUGACAACAUAGUGCCGACUAUUAAUGAGGUUGUUUGUCUUCAAUUGCCCCCGCUUGUCAUUGGUGUGGCACAAACUACCACUGCCCCGAUUCUUGUAGAUGAUGAUUUUGAUGAUUUUAGUUCUACCCCACCUCACAAGAAACGUAAGGAGAGAACUGUUGGAGGUUCUUCAUCCAAGAAAACAUGUCCUCGCCCCGAAACAGUUCCAACUUCCAACAUUAAUACCCGUGGGAAGAUGCCUUUUGUACAAUCUAAAAUGCCAGUUUCUCCAAACUCCAAUCAGCAAGUGCAUCCAAAAACCCCAUUUGUCCAGCAUGACAUCCCGACAACCAACAAACAAGACGAGUUGUCUCUCAUAAGGCAAGAUCUUGAUGAUUUUAAGAAGUUGGUCAAGGACGAGUUUAAUGAUCUUCGCAAAACGAUUAAUGAUCUUUACACAACGAUGAACGAUCUUCACACAACGAUCAAUGACAACUUCACAAAGGUUUUUCAAGCUAUCAAAGGGAAUAAUGAUUCGGACAAGGUAAAACCAAACAAUUAA